This is a messenger RNA of Bacidia gigantensis, 981 nucleotides long. RefSeq lists its product as uncharacterized. The coding region runs from base 1 to 981 and encodes 326 amino acids. The record is from RefSeq and is a predicted model, not a curated record. The transcript has 4 exons. NCBI's taxonomy places the organism in Eukaryota, Fungi, Ascomycota, Lecanoromycetes, Lecanorales, Ramalinaceae.
AUGCUUGUCUCACGAGAUUAUGUGCCGGCGAAUAAUACUGGCUCGACUGCGAUUGUCGUAGUGUCCUGGAUCUUCCCCGUGCUUGCGACCUUCGCUGUAGCGGCUCGAUUUGGUUCGAGGAAGCUCACCAAAAGCGUUUAUGGCGCUGAUGACUGGUUCAUCCUGGCGGCGUUGUUGCCCGUUUGGGGACACACUGCCAUUAUCCUAGCUUCCAGCAUCGUUCUAGGCUACCAAGUCUGCUGGAUGCUAAUGACCAUCCUCAUCGGCGCAUGCAUGUGUCGCCCCUUUGCAAAGAACUGGAAUCCAAUGCUGAAAGGUCAUUGCGGUGAUCGCAUCCCAGCCUACAUCGCAAUUGCUGCGCUCGACAUUGUGGGCGACUUCUCAAUCAUGUGUCUCCCCUUACCCAUGAUCUGGAAAUUACACACCAGUACCACAAACAAGAUCGGGCUGAGUUUCGUCUUCGCUUUGGGAACCCUCGACAUCAUAGUCGCCAUCCUCCGCAUAAUCUACCUCGUACAACUAAACACAACCAAAGACUACACCUGGGACGCAGUCGACUGCUGGAUCUGGUCCGUCCUCGAACCCAGCUUGGCAGCGAUGGUAGCAUGCGGUCCCACGCUCGGGCCGACAAUAAGCAGCUGCCUGGGCCGCGUACGGUCCUCGAUAAAAUCCUCCAAGGCCACAGCCACCACCUCCUCCUCCAGCCAAUACCUCUCCUACCCGAAGAAUCCGCGCCAGUUCAGCAAUAUCAGUGAUAGUGAGUAUCCGUUGCAGAAUGUGUACGGGAAUCAUACUACGGCGGCGUCGAAAGCUGGGGGUGGGGAGCAGGCGCCGACGCUUAUUGAUGAAGAGGUGGAUGAGAGGGAAAUGAGCCUAGGGGUGGAGGAUACGGAGGCGCUGAGGGGCUCGCCGGGGAUAAGAGUCCAGAAGGAUGUGCAAAUACGGAGGUCGCCUUCGCAUCCUGUGGUAGCAGAGUCAUGA